AUGGGAGGAAAUCCACGGGAGGCUGGAAAAUUCACAUUGAGUCUGCGCCUCUCAUUAUGGUCUGAACAUCUCGGUCUUCGUAAAGGAGAGAUAAAUCAAAUAAUCGAUCCCAUAAGUGAUUCAAGUUAUAAAGAUAAAUGGGAUGCGACUGCGAAGAUGAAUACAACAAUCUAUCAGGAUGUCUUUUCUUGUGUCCCAAAUCUUCUUUCUUUCCAGGCUUGCGCUCCGACAAAGUAUCACCUUUUGGAAGGAAAGACUUGGUCACACUGCAAUCGAUUUAGGAAUAGCCCCAGAGAAAUUAGAAUCAUACCACAACGGAAAUAUCAAACAAACGGGUCCGAUGGAUAGGUUGAAGUAAGUACGUGGACAUCUUGUUUCUUUCCCCUUGGAUUUCAUGUGGAAAGAAGAUUUAAGGCCUGUGUUUAAUGAGAGUGAAUAUUAUGCAUCUCCCCAAGUUUUUCAUUAAGUUGAGAGAAG
This is a messenger RNA of Hibiscus syriacus, 477 nucleotides long. RefSeq names its product phospholipase D zeta 1-like. Lineage: Eukaryota; Viridiplantae; Streptophyta; Magnoliopsida; Malvales; Malvaceae. The coding region runs from base 1 to 348 and encodes 115 amino acids. The transcript has 4 exons. The record is from RefSeq and is a predicted model, not a curated record.